This is a messenger RNA of Colletotrichum truncatum, 4614 nucleotides long. RefSeq names its product zinc knuckle. Gene Ontology annotation, molecular function: nucleic acid binding; RNA-DNA hybrid ribonuclease activity. The record is from RefSeq and is a predicted model, not a curated record. NCBI's taxonomy places the organism in Eukaryota, Fungi, Ascomycota, Sordariomycetes, Glomerellales, Glomerellaceae.
AUGGGUCGUUUUACCCACGGGCCUUUCAACCCGCGGGUAAAUAUAGUGGGACUGCCCGUGGGUAAUUCGGGUUUACCCAAACUACCCACGGGUAGUUUUGGGUACUACCCAUACGGGUACCCGCGGGUAUUACCCAACCCUACCAACACCAAGUCAGCAUCAUCCGUCAUAGUUGAAUUCUCAAAAGCGGAAGACGCCAAUAGACUUAUCGACGAAGGACUUAUCUGGCAAGGAGAGGUGUUCCAAUGCGAACGAUACGACAGACAGUGCCGUCUGAGGCAAUGCUUCAGAUGCCACUCAUACGGCCACAUAGGAACCCAGUGCAAGGCAACGACAACAUGCGGCUACUGCGCGCAAGAACAUGCGACCCGAGAGUGCCCUACGAAGAGCGACGCAGACACACCCCGGAAGUGUGCAGCAUGCCAUGGAGAACACGAGGCCUGGCACGGCCGCUGCCCGACUAGGAUGCGCGAGUUAGCCAAGAUCAAGGAGGCCUAUAGACAACGACCACGGUACCACCCAGAGGCGAAGACAUCCCCAACCGCUAAGGAGACGGAACCCCAAACUGGAAUAACAACAAGGCCGGUACUGGAACCAGGCCCAACUCAGGAUACCCGCCCGGGGCGUAGCAGAUCACCCAUUAAGAAGAAAGUACAGAAACGCCAAAAGUCAACAGGCGGCGAUACACAGCAUGAAAACAACAAAAACGACGAAAACACAAUCACAGUCGCCCCAGAGAAGCCCAGACCAAGGAGGGUAAUAAUGCCCUCCCGCCGAGCACUAGAAGCUAUAGACUAUAACGUCAGAAAAUCAAGAGACACCGUUAUGGCUACGCUCCUCCGCGACCCUCGGAUCGAUAAAUACGACAUCAUCGCUAUCCAGGAACCAUGGAAGAACCCAUUUAACGCCACAACACACCACCCAGCAAAGGACCGCUUCCACCUCUGCUAUCCGUCGAACAGAGAGGGAGGCCCAGCCAGGGUCUGCUUCUUCGUAAACAAAAAGCUGGACCACUCUAAGUGGCAGUUUAAGGAACACAGCAAGGAUCUCUGUACCCUCACCAUUGGAUCAGAGACUGACCAGGGCGUCAAAAUUGCCAUACACAACAUAUAUAAUCCCCAAAAUCAGGAAGAGGGAGAGAAAACGGUCCUACAACAACUACGAACAGCCCUAGAAACCAACAAUCACAUCGAGCAAAUAGUGGUGGGGGACUUUAACCUCCACCACGAACUAUGGGGAGGAAGCGACAUUCGAACGACAGACGCGGGAGCCAGGGAACUGGUAGAACUCAUGGACGACUCCGACCUCAUCAACCAGCUACCCGCGGGAACAAUCACAUACAAGGAAGGAGACUAUAGCUCAACGAUAGACCUGUGUCUACUUACAGUAGGACUCAUCGAAAGGCUUAUUAAGUGCGGCAUAGAAGACGAAGUAAACCACGAUUCAGAUCACCUUCCGAUAGCAACGUCGCUAGACCUCACAAUCGCGCAACUACAACCAGAGGAAAGGAGAAACUGGAAAGCCCUAGACGAAAGGGUAUUCAUAAGGGCUAUUAAAAGGGAGCUCCCACCACUAAGGAGGCCAAGAACAAAGUCUGCCCUCGAUAAAUAUGUCCAGGACAUCACUGAAGCCCUCAGUAUAGCGACUGAAGAAGCGGUACCAAAGAAGAUCUUGUCCCCCAAAUCGCGAGCCGGCUGGAGCGAAGAGUGCGAGGAGGUCCUGGCCGAGACCAAACGACUCCGAAGACGGUUCUAUGCGGAACACACAGAACAGAACUGGGAAGAAUAUAUCAUAGCCCGAAACAAGAAAGGCCGGACGAUAAGAAAGGCGCUACAAAAGGCACAUCGCGAGGCGGUUGAAACAGCAGCAGAAUCACCAGAAUCACUCUGGAGGAUUGCUAAAUGGGCCAGAACCAGACAGAACCAAAUGCCGACAGUCACGCCAGAAAUCGCCAAGCCAGGUAGUAAUCAUACGGCAACCACACCUGAAGAGAAAGCAGAGCUCUUUCGGGAAACAUUCUUCCCAGCACCACCAGAAGCAAACCUAGAGGACAUACAAAACGCAACAUAUAGAGACCAGAUCACGCUCCCACCAAUAUCCGAGAACGAGGUAGAGGAAGCAAUAAAGAAAACAGCACCGCGUAAGGCACCCGGCCCAGACGGCAUCACGAACAGAGCGCUACAAAUCGCCAAACCAUGGAUCAGCCCUCACCUAGCCAGGGCAUUUAACCAGAGCCUCCGCAUCGGUUACUGCCCCCAGCACUUCAGGAAAUCUACUACCAUAGUGCUACGGAAGCCAGGUAAAGAUAACUAUACAGUUCCGAAAGCAUAUAGGCCAAUAGCGCUGCUCAACACAGUCGGAAAGAUUAUGGAUGCAAUCAUAGCGGAAAGGCUAAGCUACCUAGCAGAGACAUACAACCUGUUGCCUAAGAACCAUAUGGGCGGGAGGAGACAGAGAUCGACGGAACAUGCCCUACACCUCAUUAUCGAUAAGAUAUAUGAGGCUUGGAACACUAGACAAGGGAUGGCGGCGAGCCUCCUUCUCCUAGAUGUCUCGGGGGCGUUCGACAACGUGUCACACCAGAGACUCCUACACAACCUCAGGAAGAGACGGAUUAACGAAUCCAUAGUACGAUGGAUUACUAGCUUCUUAGGAAACAGACAAACCCAAAUACACAUCGACGGAUACCGGUCAGAGCCUUACACGCUCACCACCGGCAUCCCACAGGGCUCUCCUCUUUCACCGAUCCUAUACCUAUUCUAUAAUGCAGAUAUCCUCGACAGAUGUAACCAAGGCCAGGAAACACUGGCCACUGGGUUUAUAGACGACGUAGCGAUCCUAGCAUGGGCAGAAACGACUGAAGAAACAUGCCGCAAGCUCCAAGAUGCACUAGACGAAGCGGAGGACUGGGCAACAACCCACGCCUCCGUUUUCGCGCCCGAAAAGUUCCAACUAGUCCACUUCACAAGGGCAAGGUCGAGAAUCAAUACCAAUACUCCACUACAGAGCAAAUGGGGGGAAAUACACCCCAAACCGACAUGCAAAUACCUUGGCCUCACGAUGGAUGCCAUACUUAGAUGGAAACAACACAUCGAUGCGAUAGAGCGUAAAGUCUCAAAAACCAUCUCCGCGAUCAGCAGCCUCGGGAGCUCCACCUGGGGAGUGAAGACCAAAGAAAUGCGAACAAUAUACCAAGGAGUAGCAAUACCACAGAUGAUGUAUGCCUGCUCAGCAUGGUCUAACUCCGGCUGGAGGGGAAAGGGAUACACAGACCGAACUCUCAAUAGACUGAAACGAUUACAAGCAAGGGCGGCAAGGGCAAUGUGCGGAGCCUUCAGGGCUACGUCCGCUCCAGCACUCGACGUCGAAAUGAACCUGCUACCGAUGGAGCAACGAAUAUGGAAACACAACAUCGACACGAUCAACAGGCUAGGCCCACCAGAGCAAGGCUGCGAAAGCACCCAGAAUAGGAGGAAGAGAAGAAGAAAGAAGAAGCAAAGGUUAAGCCCAAGACACACAAUCGAACAAGAGCUUCACAACAAACAGGGCAGUAACACCAGACCGAGCGAGCAGAUCCCACCCUUCAUCACCCCUCCAUGGUGGCAAGGGCCGCGCAUAUAUAUCGCAGACACUGCGGAAACGGCAGCAAAGGAACACCAGACAAGUCUCGAUAUAGAAAAUGAAGCGUUACAUAUCUAUACAGACGGAAGCGGCAUCAACGGCCACAUAGGAGCAGCGGCGGUAUGCCACACUACACGACAAACCCGUAGCUCAUAUAUGGGAGAUGACGCCACCUCAACAGUCUAUGCAGGGGAGCUGCGAGGCAUUAUCCUCGCCCUCGAGAUUGCGGAAGAGGAUAAACGGAAAGGGAACAACAGAAGUAAAAUCCUCAUCUACACCGACAACCAAGCAGCCAUCAGAUCGUCAGCCAAGCCGAAGGGCAAAUCAGGCUCCUACUUGCUCAAGACCAUUGCAGACAAGACACAGAAACUCCAGGAACAUGGACUUAAGACAGAGAUCCGAUGGGUACCCGCUCACACGGGAAUCCAGGGCAAUGAAGACGCUGACAUAGCAGCCAAAGAAGCCACAGGCUGGCGGCAGAACGGCCAGACGGGCACUAAGGCAGACACACCAAAGGAGCUAUACGCACUCCGGUCAACGCUUAAGACAUGGACGCAUAGGGAGGCAAAUAAAACGUGGCAAGCCGAGUGGUCGAGAGAGACACGAGGUAGAACCACCCAUCGUCACACGCCGAAACCAACAAAGAAAGUGUUACAGCUCCAUAGUAGGCUAAGCAAACGACAGAGCUCAAUCCUCGUGCAGAUGCGCACGGAAAAGAUCGGACUCAGGGACUUCCUCUUCAACCGAAGAGUUCCGGACGCCACGGACGCCAACUGCCAAUGCCGGGAAGGACGACAAACGGUAUCGCACGUCCUGUUGCGGUGCCGUAGGUUUCGACAACUCCGACGCCAGGAACUAGGAGCCAUCCCAGGACGACAUAACCUCCGGGUCGUAUUGAACGAACGCAAAGCAGCCGCGAAAGCCAUCAGAUUCAUGGAACAAACCGAGAUCCUUGGGCAAUUCAGGAUCGAGUCACAACCCAGACAAAGCUGA